Molecule: messenger RNA, 6150 nt
Organism: Saimiri boliviensis boliviensis (Bolivian squirrel monkey)
Lineage: Eukaryota; Metazoa; Chordata; Mammalia; Primates; Cebidae
Source: RefSeq, a predicted model, not a curated record
GUCUCUGGGUCAGUGGCUGGAGAGCCGCCCCAGUGAGUCGGUGUCUAACUGCCAAUUCAGUGGGGCCCAUUUACUGCAGAGCCACAGCUGAUGAGGGUAGACGCCAGCUUAACAACACCUUCUUUACAACUAGAGCUCAGAAAACCCGAGAGAUCCGUGGAGAAAGAGAAGCCCAGGAGGAGGAAAGGGCCCCAAGGAGCCGUGCUCCUGAGGGUUCCCUUAGGUGCUGGUGGAGACGUGCCACUUCGUAGCAAGUACAAAAUUGGAAAUGUUGGCUUCACUAGAACCUAAGGGCCUUGUUCCCUUCACUAGAGAGUCUUUUGAACGUAUACAACAGCGUAUUGCUAAAACGCAUAAUGAGGAACAUGAAGAAGAAGAUAUAAAGCCAAAUAUUGACUUGGAAGUUGGCAAAGAGCUUCCAUUAACUUAUGGAAACCUUUCUCGAGGAAUGGUGUCAGAGCCCUUGGAAGAUGUGGACCCAUACUACCACGAGAAAAAAAAUACUUUCAUAGUAUUAAAUAAAAAAAGAACAAUCUUCAGAUUCAAUGCUGCUUCCAUCUUGUGUACAUUGUCUCCUUUCAAUUGUAUUAGAGGAACAACUAUCAAGGUUUUGGUGCAUCCCCUUUUCCGGCUGUUUAUUCUAAUUAGUGUCCUGACUGAUUGCAUAUUUAUGUCCUUUACCGAUUUGCCAAAAUGGAGACCAGUAGUAGAAAAUACUUUGCUUGGAAUUUACACAUUUGAAAUACUUGUAAAACUCUUUGCAAGAGGUGUCUGGGCAGGAUCUUUUUCCUUCCUUGGUGAUCCAUGGAACUGGCUUGAUUUCAGCAUAACUGUGUUUGAGAUUAUUAUAAGAUAUUCACCUCUAAGCUUCAUUCCUAUGCUUCAAACUGCAAGAACUUUGAGAAUUUUAAAGAUUAUUCCUUUAAAUCAAGGUCUGAAGUCUCUUGUAGGGAUUCUGAUCUGCUGCGUGAAGAAACUUACUGGUGUCAUUAUCCUAACUCUGUUUUUUCUGAGCAUAUUCUCUCUAAUUGGGAUGGGGCUUUUCAUGGGUAACCUGAAACAUAAAUGUUUUCGAUGGCCCCAAGAGAAUGAAAAUGAAACCCUGCACAACAGAACUGGAAACCCAUAUUAUAUUCGAGAAACAGAAAACUUUUAUUAUUUGGAAGGAGAAAGAUAUGCUCUCCUUUGUGGCAACAGAACAGAUGCUGGUCAGUGUCCCGAAGGAUAUGUGUGUGUAAAAGCCGGCAUAAAUCCUGAUCAAGGCUUCACAAAUUUUGACAGUUUUGGCUGGGCGUUCCUUGCCUUAUUUCGGUUAAUGACUCAGGAUUACCCUGAAGCACUUUAUCACCAGAUACUUUAUGCUUCUGGAAAGGUCUACAUGAUAUUUUUCGUUGUGGUAAGUUUUUGGUUUUCCUUUUAUAUGGCAAGUUUGUUCUUAGGCAUACUUGCCAUGGCUUAUGAAGAAGAAAAGCAGAGAGUUGGUGAAACAACGAAGAAGAUUGAACCAAAAUUUCAAAAGGCUGGAAAAGAAUUUCAAGGACGAAAUGCAACAGCUGAGGCCAAGACCGUACAAAUAGAAAUGAAGAAAAGGUCACCAGCAUCCACAGACACAUCGCUGGAUGUGUUGGAAGAUGCUGCUUUCAGACAUAAGGAAGAACUUGAAAAAUCUGGGAAGAUCUGCCCAUUAUGUUGGUAUAAGUUUGCUGAAACUUUCUUGAUCUGGAAAUGUUCUCCCUGUUGGUUAAAAUUGAAAGAAUUUGUCCAUAGGAUUAUAACAGCACCAUUCACUGAUCUUUUCCUUUUCAUAUGCAUAAUUUUAAACGUAUGCUUUUUGGCCUUGGAGCAUUAUCCAAUGAGUGAACAAACUAGCAAUAUUCUCAGCAUUGGAAACCUGGUUUUCAUUGGAAUUUUCACAGCAGAAAUGAUUUUAAAAAUAAUUGCAAUGCAUCCAUAUGGGUAUUUCCAAGUAGGUUGGAACAUUUUUGAUAGCAUAAUAGUGUUCCUUGGUUUAGCAGAACUUUUUAUAGCGUAUAUUGAAGGACUGGCUGUUUUUCAAUCAUUCAGGAUGUUGAGAAUUUUGAAGUUGGGGAAGUAUUGGCCAACGUUCCAGAUUUUAAUGUGGUCUCUUAGUAACUCAUGGGUGGCCCUGAAAGACUUGGUCCUGUUGUUGUUCACGUUCAUCUUCUUUUCUGCUGCAUUCGGCAUGAGGCUGUUUGGUCAGAAUUAUGAAGAAUUUGUCUGUCACAUAGACAGAGAUUGUCAACUUCCACGCUGGCACAUGCAUGACUUUUUCCACUCCUUCCUGAAUGUGUUCCGAAUUAUCUGUGGAGAGUGGAUAGAGACCUUGUGGGACUGUAUGGAGGUCGCAGGCCAAUCCUGGUGUAUUUCUUUUUACCUGAUGGUCAUUUUAAUUGGAAAUUUACUGGUACUUUACCUGUUUCUGGCAUUGGUGAACUUAUUUAGUUCAUGCAAGAAAGUAACAGCUGAAGAGAAUGAUGAAGCAAAAAAUCUCCAGCUUGCUAUGGCAAGGAUUAAAAAAGAAAUAAACUAUGUGCUUCUUAAAAUACUAUGCAAAAAACAAAAUAUCCCAAAGGAGACAAUGGACCGUGUAAAUGAGGUAUAUGUUAAAGAGGAUAUUUCUGACCAUACCCUUUCUGAAUUGAGCAAUACCCAAGAUUUUCUCAAGGAUAAGGAACAAAGCAGUGGCACAGAGAAAAACACGACUGAAAAUGAGAACCAAUCGCUUAUCCCCAGUCCUAGUGUCUCAGAAACAGUACCAAUUGCUUCAGGAGAAUCUGAUAUAGAAAAUCUGGAUAAUAAGGAGAUUCAGAGUAAGUCUGGUGAUGGAGGCAGCAAAGAGAAAAUAAAGCAAUCUAGCUCAUCUGAAUGCAGUACAGUUGAUAUUGCUAUCUCUGAAGAAGAAGAAAUGGUCUAUGGACAUGCAAGGUCAAAGCAUCCUAAAAAUGGCUAUGGACGUGCAUCUUCACUUGGUCAAAUCAGUGGAGCAUCUAAGAAAGGAAAAAUCUGUCGGAACAUCAGGAAAACUUGCUGCAAGAUCGUAGAGAACAAUUGGUUUAAGUGUUUUAUUGGUCUUGUUACUCUGCUCAGCACUAGCACUCUAACUCUUGAAGAUAUAUAUAUCGAUCAGAGAAAGACAGUUAAAAUUUUAUUAGAAUAUGCUGACAUGAUCUUCACUUACAUCUUCAUUCUAGAAAUGCUUCUAAAAUGGAUGGCAUAUGGUUUUAAAGCCUAUUUCUCUAACAGCUGGUACAGGCUGGACUUCAUGGUUGUUAUUGUGUUUUGUCUUAGCUUAAUAGGGAAAACUCGGGAAGAACUAAAACCACUUAUUUCCAUUAAAUUUCUUCGGCCCCUCAGAGUUCUAUCUCAGUUUGAAAGAAUGAAGGUGGUUGUGAGAGCUUUGAUCAAAACAACCUUACCCACUUUGAAUGUGUUUCUUGUCUGCCUGAUGAUCUGGCUGACUUUUAGUAUCAUGGGAGUACACUUAUUUGCUGGCAAGUUCUAUGAAUGCAUUGACCCAACAAGUGGAGAAAGGUUUCCUUCAUCUGAAGUCAUGAAUAAGAGUCAGUGUGAAAGCCUUCUGUUUAAUGACUCCAUGCCAUGGGAAAAUGCAAAACUGAACUUUGAUAAUGUUGGAAAUGGUUUCCUUUCUCUGCUUCAACUAGCAACAUUUAAUGGAUGGAUCACUAUUAUGAAUUCAGCAAUUGAUUCUGUGGCAAUAAAUAUGCAGCCUCGUUUUGAAGACAACAUCUACAUGUAUUAUUACUUUAUCAACUUUAUUAUACUUGGAGUAUUUCUUCCACUGAGUAUGCUGAUUAGUGUUAUUGCUGAUAAUUUCAACAAGCAUAAAAUAGAGCUGGGAGGCUCAAAUAUCUUUAUAACAGUUAAGCAGAGGAAACAGUACUCCAGGCUGAAGAAGCUAAUGUAUGAGGACUCUCAAAGACCAAUACCUCGCCCACGAAACAAGCUCCAAGGACUCAUUUUUGACUUGGUAACAAGCCAAGUUUUUAAUGUCAUCGUUAUGGUUCUUAUAUGUUUCCAAGCAAUAGCCAUGAUGAUAGACACUGAUGAACAUAGUCUACAAAUGUACAUUGCUCUCUACUGGAUUAACUUAAUUUUUGUUGUUCUAUAUACCAUGGAAUGUAUACUGAAGCUCAUCGCUUUCCGUUGUUUUUAUUUCACCAUUGCAUGGAACAUUUUUGAUUUUAUGGUGGUUAUUUUCUCCAUCACAGGACUAUGUCUGCCUAUGACAGUAGGCUACUACCUUGUGCCUCCUUCACUUGUGAAACUGAUACUUCUCUCACGGAUCAUUCACAUCCUGCGUCUUGGAAAAGGACCAAAGGUGUUUCAUAAUCUUAUGCUUCCUUUGAUGCUCUCCCUCCCGGCAUUAUUGAACCUCAUUCUUCUCAUCUUCCUGGUUAUGUUCAUCUAUGCCAUAUUUGGAAUGUACAAUUUUGCCUAUGUUAAAAAAGAAGCUGGAAUUAAUGAUGUGUCUAACUUUGAAACCUUUGGCAGCAGUAUGCUCUGUCUUUUUCAAGUUGCAAUAUUUGCUGGUUGGGAUGGGAUGCUUGUUGCAAUUUUCAACAGCAAAUGGUCUGAUUGUGAUCCUGAUAAAAUUAACCCUGGCACUCAAGUUAGAGGAGAUUGUGGGAACCCUUCUGUUGGGGUUUUGUAUUUUGUCAGUUAUAUCCUCAUAUCAUGGGUGAUCAUUGUAAAUAUGUAUAUUGUUGUUGUCAUCGAGUUUUUAAAUAUUGCUUCUAAGAAGAAAAACAGGACUUUGAGUGAAGAUGAUUUUAGGAAAUUUUUUCAGGUAUGGAAAAGGUUUGAUCCUGAUAGGACCCAGUACAUAGACUCUAGUAAGCUUUCUGAUUUUGCAGCUGCUCUUGAUCCUCCUCUUUUCAUGGCAAAACCAAACAAGGGCCAGCUUAUUGCUUUGGACCUCCCCAUGGCUGUUGGGGACAGAAUUCAUUGCCUCGAUAUCUUACUUGCUUUUACAAAGAGAGUUAUGGGUCAAGAUGUGAGGAUGGAGAAAGUUCUUUCAGAGAUAGAAUCAGGGUUUUUGUUAGCUAACCCUUUUAAGAUCACAUGUGAGCCAAUUACAACUACUUUGAAACGAAAACAAGAGGCAGUUUCAGCAACCAUCAUUCAACGUGCUUACAAAAAUUACCGCUUGAGGCGAAAUGACAAAAAUACAUCAGAUAUUCAGAUGAUAGAUGGUGAUGGAGAUGUUCCUGCUACUAAAGAAGGUGCCUAUAUUGACAAAGCUAAGGAAAAAUCACCUAUUCAAAGCCAGAUCUAAUCCCACUUACCACCUCUUUGCAAUUUUCUUCACAUAUCUGAAAAAUAUUGAAAGCUUAAACCAGAAAUAAAAUAUCAGAAAAAGCAGAGAUAAAGAUCAGUUCUUUACAACCCAUGGUAAUUAAGCUUGUAUUCACAAGACUUCAUGCCAAAUUGACUGUUUGGCACUAUAUCUAACCAAUCAAGACAACCCUUAAUAUUGCUGCAGUGAGUUUAAAGCAGGUUAAAGUGGCCGUUUGACAAUCUCAUCUUUGUUUUCUUUAGGUGGCUUAUAUUAUUCGUACCUUCUAGGGAAUGAAGGGAAAUGGUGAUAUAGAUACUCCGCAGCAGGGGCUUUCUUUUAUAUUUUAUGUCUAAUUUAGUGGGCUUCAAGUUGCCACUAUUAAGACUUACUUACAAAUAAGCAAAUACUUUCCUGAUAUGUGAUGGUGAAAUGCUCCUGGCCAUUAAAUCAUAAACUUGCCUAGACAAAUGCCAAUUGUAAGGAGAGGGCAGUUACUUAGAAAGUGUCUUUGAGAUCAAUCACAGAGAUUCCUGGGGUGAUUAACAUUGCAUUUGAAAAAGAUUGGCUGAAGCUCUAUGUUCAUUUUUGUAUGUUCUGUUUUCUUUAUAUUUUGGAACUGGCAAUGAAAAAGAUUUCGCUGUUCUCUGGUUCCUGGUUUCUCAUUCUCUUUGGCUAGUUCCAUUUAAGCUCUGACUCUUGAACAGGACAGAUUCGUAAAACAAGCAUAAAGGAGAGUUAUGACCUAAAAUUUUUUUGCAUUUUCUUCUCGUUUACAUCUAUUUUUUAUACAUUUACUAAAAAUGACCUAAUAGGUAAUAGGUUAAUAGACU